GCUCACACCAAUCAUUUCCCUCCCACCGCAGCCACCUCCACCACCACCAGACGCCCCGCCCUCCCCCACCACCUCCAUCUCCAUCCACAUCCCCUUUUCCACCAACCAACAGCACUCGAUAGCAUAGCACAGCCCAACAUGUCAGCCGACAAUCCAGUAGACCUUCCCGCGGCGCCCGUCGCCAGCCCACCCGCCGGAACCUCCGCGACCCCACUCCCACCACCGCCGAAGGCGUCUACGCCACUCGCGGCGCCCACCCAGCCCACGCGGCCGCUGUCGCCGAACUCGCAGAACCAAGCGACGCUGAUCGAAGCAUUCCCGAACAUCGAUGCGGCGGUAGUGCGGGCGGUGCUCGUUGCGUCGCGCGGCGACCUCGAGCCCGCCUUCAACGCGCUGCUGAGCAUGAGCGACCCGUCUGCGGUGGUCGAGGAGGCACCGCCGCCGCAGCCCCCGCGCCCACGCGCCCAGCAGCACACGUCCACUUCCACGCCACAGAACCAGCUCGACGCUGAUGCGCUGUAUGCCCGCCAGCUGCAGGAGCACUUUGGUGCGCCCGCGCCGAGGCAGCAUCUUAACGCGGGAAUGGGCGGCGUGCGUAGGGCGAAUACCGGAGGGAAGCAGCCGCUGAGGAGACAUCCGAACGAUGAGAGCGAUGAUGAGUACUACACCAACGACGACCGGGACCGUCCCAGCUUCUUUGAGGAGGAUCUGCCCGUCAUCAAGGAGAACAUCAAGAAGGGAUUCCUCGAGACCCAGGCGAAGGUCACCGGGUGGUUUGAUGAGUUCAGGAAGAAGAUCGAUGGCGAGGAUCAGCCCGAGGGAUCCAUGGGCAGGGCACACGGCGAGCAGAGUCCUCCGCAGCGCACCAGUGGCCAGUAUGCGCGGACGGGAAAUAGACGCCAGUAUGGUGCCGGUGGCUCGUAUGACGCCCCGAGACGCUCACGGGACGGAUACGAUGCGGAUCCCAAAGUGCUGUCGGAUGACUUCACGCACUUGAGCCUGAAAGACAACACCGAAUCCGCCCCCCGCCGCCCCAAAGCCAACCCCAACCUAUUCCAGCCCUCGGCGACCACCGGCCGCCGCGUGUCGUUCGAGGACCGUCCGACCAUGAUCGACAGCACCAACGACGACGACCUCUACCGGCCAGCUAGCGCGACAGGCAACCGGUCUUCUCCCGCGGGAAACAGCAAAUGGGAGCCGCUCAAGAGCGUCGACGCAGAGCCACUGCACAAAGACCCCUUCAGUCUCGAGGACAGCGAUGAUGAGAAAGACGGCCUCAUCAAGGAGAGCGAGGAGAAGAAUGUCAAGAAGCCGAUCAGUGUUACUGGGCCGCAGGAGACGGGGGUUACUAAGAAUCCGUAGCUGGGAGGACGCGGUUGGUUAGUGGGAAGUGAAUCGAGUCUCGUGCUCACCUUACCUUACGCUUACUUCUUACCGUUGAGUGCUUGUUCCUUCUUCUUCUUCUUUCCGCCUGCAAAGUAGUGAGUUUUACUAUAUCGUAUUUGUCAAGCCUGCCGUUUACCUGCCGUUUACCUGCCGUUUACCUGCCGUUUACCUGCCGUUUACCUGCCAUUU
Tricharina praecox is the source of this 1575-nucleotide messenger RNA. RefSeq lists its product as uncharacterized. The coding region runs from base 139 to 1362 and encodes 407 amino acids. The record is from RefSeq and is a predicted model, not a curated record. Gene Ontology annotation, cellular component: cytoplasm. Gene Ontology annotation, molecular function: ubiquitin conjugating enzyme binding; ubiquitin binding. Gene Ontology annotation, biological process: ubiquitin-dependent protein catabolic process. NCBI's taxonomy places the organism in Eukaryota, Fungi, Ascomycota, Pezizomycetes, Pezizales, Pyronemataceae. The transcript is spliced from 3 exons.